AUGGAUCAGUUGGUCGCUCGCUGGUCUCGGGGACACACAGUUGAAACGAUGGUCAUCUGCCUGCUUCUCUGCAGCCUCUGGAGCCUUGCCUCAGGCUCCGUGCAGGUGACGCACAUGAAGGUGCAGUCAGUCCAGGCAGGCGGGAACGUUACUUUCUCGUGCCAGCUGGCCACAAACGAGGAUGUGAUACAAGUGACCUGGCAGAAGGAGAUGGAUGGGGACGAAGGCAACAUAGCAACUUACAGUACCAUCAAUGGCCAAAAGAUAGCAAAGGACUAUGACAGCCACGUGAGCUUCGCAGACAGCGGGCUGCAGACUUCGGCCAUCUCCCUUCACAAGGUCACCCUGCAAGAUGAAGGGUGCUACAAGUGCAUCUUCAACACCUUUCCCUCGGGGGCCAUCACAGGCAGGACAUGCCUCAAGGUUUACGCCAUCUCAGAUCCCAAAGUGGAAGCCAAGUUUAUACCCAGUCCAGACAUAUCUGAAGAUUCCGAGAAAGUGGUGGGGAUGAGCUGCUCAGCAACAGGGAAGCCAGCUCCAAAAAUCUCCUGGAGCCUUCCCAGCAUCCUGCUGCAGAAACCAAGGGAAUACCAUGUCAGGCUCGGCAACCAGACCGUCACUGUCAUCAGCAACUUCACCCACACCCUCUCCAAAAUCCUCCAGGAGUACCCCAUCGCCUGCGUGAUCCAGCACCCAUCUCUGAACGUGACCCUGGCCCUGCCCAUGGACAGCCUGGCACAGGUUGAAUGUUGA
This is a messenger RNA of Cygnus atratus (black swan), 753 nucleotides long. RefSeq names its product OX-2 membrane glycoprotein-like. The coding region runs from base 1 to 753 and encodes 250 amino acids. Gene Ontology annotation, molecular function: cell-cell adhesion mediator activity. NCBI's taxonomy places the organism in Eukaryota, Metazoa, Chordata, Aves, Anseriformes, Anatidae. The record is from RefSeq and is a predicted model, not a curated record. The transcript has 4 exons. Gene Ontology annotation, biological process: negative regulation of macrophage activation; regulation of immune response.